This is a messenger RNA of Nematolebias whitei (Rio pearlfish), 1680 nucleotides long. RefSeq names its product C-Jun-amino-terminal kinase-interacting protein 4. The record is from RefSeq and is a predicted model, not a curated record. Gene Ontology annotation, biological process: vesicle-mediated transport. Lineage: Eukaryota; Metazoa; Chordata; Actinopteri; Cyprinodontiformes; Rivulidae. The transcript has 15 exons. Gene Ontology annotation, cellular component: cytoplasm. Bases 1 to 1680 code for a protein of 559 amino acids. Gene Ontology annotation, molecular function: signaling receptor complex adaptor activity; MAP kinase scaffold activity; JUN kinase binding.
AUGUACUUUGUGGACUUUGAGAAGGCAUUCGACUACGUCCCUCAGGGAAUCCUUGGUGGACAAGGGGCCGCCUCUUCUGCACAGCUGUUUGCAGCUCCUUCUGAUGUUGUCAUGGAGUCUGUAGACACACCUCUACGGAGACAGGAAACUUCAGGUGGGCUCAGCAAAAACCUCAACUUGAAGAGUGGUAAUCCAGACAACAAGAACAACAUGGGAGCAGUGCAAGAAGAACAAGAGUCCAACCAAGGAGUCACAAUGACUGCACCAAAAAGUGAAGAUGGAGCAGAAAAGGUGGAGAAGUCUGAGGUUCAGGCUAUCAUUGAGUCUACCCCUGAGCUAGACAUGGACUUUGAUGGCUGCAGAGGAACCAGUACUCCAACUAAAGAUGGCAUAGAGAAUCUGGCAUUCAACCGCAACACAGACUCUUUGUUUGAGGAGCUGUCGUCUGCAGGAAAUGACCUCGUAGGAGACGUGGAUGAAGGAGCUGACCUACUGGGUAUGGGUCGAGAGGUUGAACACCUCAUCCACGAGAACACCCAGCUGCUGGAAACGAAAAACGCUUUGAAUGUGGUGAAAAAUGACCUGAUCACUCAAGUAGAUGAGCUGUCAUGUGAGACGGAGGUUCUGCGAGGAGAGCUGGAUGCUGUCACUCAGGCCAAGACCAAACUAGAGGGGAAGAACAAAGAGUUGGAAGAGGAACUCAAGAAAGUUAAAGCAGAACUGGAGGAGAUCAAACACAAGCUCAAGAAUGACAACGAGAACGAUAGUGAUGUGCCCACAGCUCAGAGGAAACGCUUCACCAGAGUGGAGAUGGCCAGAGUCCUGAUGGAGAGGAACCAGUAUAAGGAGAGGCUGAUGGAGCUUCAGGAAGCUGUCAGGUGGACAGAAAUGAUCCGAGCUUCAAAGGAGAAUCCAACCCUUCAAGAGAAAAAAAAAUCCAGUCUCUGGCAGUUGAGCCGUUUGUUUAGCUCAUCGGGUGGAGCAAGCAAGAAACCAGCAGCCGAGGCCCCGGUGAACGUCAAGUACAACGCACCCACUUCCCAAGUCCAGCCCUCCGUCAAGAAGAAAAGCAGCACCCUGCAGCAGCUUCCCAGUGACAAGAGCAAAGCAUUUGAUUUCCUCAAUGAGGAAGCGCCAGCUGACAGUGUCACAUCGAGGCGAGAACAGAAGCGAGCUCAGUACAAACAGGUCAGAGCUCACGUUCAGAAGGAGGACAGCCGGGUGCAAGCAUACGGCUGGAGCUUACCCAAGAAAUACAAAGUCAGUGGUGCUCAGGCAGAGAGCAAGAUGAAGAAUCUACCUGUUCCUGUCUUCCUCAGACCUUUGGAUGAAAAAGAUCCUUCUAUGAAGCUGUGGUGUGCUGCUGGUGUGAAUCUGUCUGGAGGGAAAACCAGAGAUGGGGGGUCCAUAGUGGGGGCCAGUGUGUUUUACCAUGACUCAUCAGGCCCAGAGUGUCCUAAAAAGAAGACCGGAUCUCAAAGUAGCCUUGAUAAAUUGGAUCAAGAACUUAAAAUGUCCCUGUUUGCCUCCACCUUGGUAUCCUGCCCACUCGAAGACAUCGCUCCAGGCACCGUGGAAAACGGGCCGGCCGGCUUGUCGAGUCAGGCUUCCACAGCAGACCUGUUGGCCUUGGCUGUGCUUCCAAUCGUUGGAGUCACCGGUCGAUCUCCACAAAUCUGA